UGGCACUAUCGAUAGUAUCGAUAGUUUACAAUUUGACACCACUAUCGAUAGUUGUAAAUACUAUCGAAUGGUGACAUUCCUAUUUAUCUAGAAAAUUCAAUUCAAGGAAUUGGCGCUGGGAAUUGGCUUGUGGUUAUAAGAUGUUGGCCGUUGGCUCGAAAAUGGAAAAUUCGGAAGCUUCGCAAGCUUGUAACACGGAGAACAGUCCCGAAGCAGAAAUUUUGUCCAGCGGCGAUGAUUCCACCACAGUUAAAAGGCGCAAGAUAGGCGGCUCCGAAGUAUGGAAAUAUUUUACGCAUUCGAAGGGGAAAAAAUUUGCAAAAUGUCGGUCAUGUGGCAAAGAAUAUAGGACAAGUGGAAACACGUCGAAUAUGUUUGACCACUUAAAGCGUGCCCAUCCCAACCUAAGAGGAAAACCAAGUUGUUCAAAAAAAAUUAACCAAUAUUUCACCAGAGACGCAAAAUAUGAUAACAAUUCUGAACAUAAGAAAAAUAUUGAUGACGCUUUGAUAUGGAUGAUUGCUGCGGACAUUCAACCUUUCCGCAUUGUAGAAGAUUCCGGAUUUCGUAAGUUUGUCGAGUGCCUAGAUCCUCGUUACGUUUUACCAAGCAGAACCUCUUUGCAAAACGUACUAUUGAAAAAUACAUACAACGACGUUAAAAAAAAGUUGCAAGUUAUUUUAAAUGGCACGCAAUAUUGUGCAAUCACAACGGAUUGUUGGACGUCGAGGGCCAACGAAAACUAUUUGACGGUCACUUGCCACUUUAUAUCAGACAAUUGUAAGUUGCAAGUAGCAGUGCUGUCUACAAACAAAUUAUUGUCAGGAACAAAUCAUUCGGCAGAAAAUAUUUCGGAUACGUUGCGCAGUGUUUUGUCGGAAUGGUCUAUUCUCCACAAAGUUACUUCAUUAGUGACCGAUAAUGCUGCAUCUAUGUUGAAAGCUUGCGAGAUAUUGCAGAAAAGAAACAUUCCAUGCUUUGCCCAUACCAUUAAUUUAAUUGUACAAGACGCUUUGGGUAAGGGAUACAUAAAAGGCGUGUUGGUGAAGUGUAAGCAUAUCGUAUCGUGUCGUACUUUAAAAGUAGUACAAUUGCAUACGAGAAAUUCAAAGCUGCACAAUGCACUCCAAAACCAUACAGUUUAAUACAAGAAGUUCCGACGAGAUGGAAUAGUGUCUCAUGAUAAAAAGGAUUUUAUUAACGAGAGAUUCAAUCUCCAACGCCUGCUACGCCAAAAGCUCCACCAACACUUACUGCCGACGAAGUGGAAAUAUUAGAAGACCUGUGCGCACUAUUUUCUUUGUUUCAUGAUGCCACGGUUCAGGCUUCGGCAAACAAUUCCGUAAGUAUUUCAUUGAUAAUUCCACUUUCACAUGGUCUGUACCAAAGCUUAAAUGAGCUUAAAAUGAAGAUGAAAACGGCUGAAGGUUUAAAUACUUGCAAUUACUUGAUCGAACGACUAAGCAUUAGGCUAUUUCAUUAUGAAAAUCGAACCGUAACUAGGAUAGGGACGAUUUAAGAUGCAAGAUUUAAAAAGGAGGGGUUUAGGUCUUACUCCAAUGCUGAUCAAGCAUCAAAGCUUUUAGAAGAUGAAAUAGUUACCUUACUGAGAGAUUCGUCAACAAAUGCAGAUAUGUCAAAACCGUCAACAUCAUCGAGUAUGCCACACCAACAAUCACUUUUAAAAUUUCUUAACAAAAAAAUCGAAGAAAAAGUCAAAUCAAGCAGAGCAGAUGCUAUUAUAACUGUGCGACAGUACCUUGAAAGACCAAACGCACCACAGGACAGCGAUCCCUUGGAAUAUUG
Molecule: messenger RNA, 1806 nt
Organism: Rhagoletis pomonella (apple maggot)
Lineage: Eukaryota; Metazoa; Arthropoda; Insecta; Diptera; Tephritidae
Product: zinc finger BED domain-containing protein 1-like
Exons: 3
Coding region: 141-1145 (334 amino acids)
Molecular function (GO): DNA binding
Source: RefSeq, a predicted model, not a curated record